AUGGAGGGCGAGGCAGGGACCUGGAAUGAGCUCCCGCUGCGUAAGGACGACGGGACCACAGGCAUAUCUCCACACAGUCAUAUCGCCGCAUCUACGACGUACGGCGAGUUCCUCGCCAACUUUCGGCCCGGUCGAGAUCACCUCUACAAGGCCGUCCCGGUGGAUGAGAGGACUGGAAGCAAGGUGUACGAUGAGAACGCCAAGGACCGGGGAGAUCUGGCGAGUCUUCGAAGGGAAGAUACGGCUGCCGGAGGGAGCAUGAUCAACGGCGUGGCGCCCGGAGAGCCUGACGACGCAUCCAGGUGGUCAGUACCUGUCGUCAGGGCGGCGUUCAGUCGAGCGGUCGACAAGUCCAGGCAGGACUCAUUUGACGAGGGGUACGUGACCAGCGACAAGGAAGAGGGAUGGGCAACGGACGAGGAGGCGGAGGCGACGAAAAUGGGGAUUGUCCGAAAGGAGAAGGACGCAAAAGCCGCACCGCGCACCGGACCUCGCCCUACCUAUGUCGAGCCCCCACCACUUACGGCGCCACUGUCUCGGGUCUGGGCAGACAUGUUGAGGCGCAAUGAUGUCGCCAUCAAAUUUGGCUGCCCUGCCAAGGCCGCUGCGGACCGGCGGAGUCGCCCCGAGAGCGCAUCCAUCGAGGCCGCCAACGACUGGAGAUCAUCGGCGGAAGCGAUAGAACGGCGUAUCCUCGACGAAGCUCGCGUAUACACCUCGAAGCUUCAGUCGGUCCAGGGCAUAUACGCACCCGCAUUUUACGGUCUCUGGUCGUUCGAGCUGGCGGAGGGCCGAGUCUACAUGAUGGUGCUGGAGCAGCUUCAUCCCCUCAAGCAAGAGGGCAUCGAUCUCGCGCGGCCCGUACAGCCGCUCUGGGUACAGUGA
Molecule: messenger RNA, 885 nt
Organism: Dioszegia hungarica
Lineage: Eukaryota; Fungi; Basidiomycota; Tremellomycetes; Tremellales; Bulleribasidiaceae
Exons: 3
Coding region: 1-885 (294 amino acids)
Source: RefSeq, a predicted model, not a curated record